Molecule: messenger RNA, 574 nt
Organism: Acaulospora morrowiae
Lineage: Eukaryota; Fungi; Glomeromycota; Glomeromycetes; Diversisporales; Acaulosporaceae
Source: the annotation of a GenBank genome assembly
GAUUGACGAUCCAUUAAUCUGGGGCAGUCUUCCGUUAAGGGUUUUUUCAAGUCGCGAUAGGCUUCGUUGGGCACUUGGCGCUCAAGAAAUAUGUUUCACCACACCUUUCCUUUCCGGAUUUUUUGCUCUUGGUCAGGUAGUACCAAUAGUGAGAGGCGCAGGCGUAUUUCAACCAGCAAUGAAUUUUGCUAUAGAUAGGUUAAACGAAGGAAAAUGGGUUCACAUUUUCCCGGAAGGAAGGGUCAAUCCAAAGAUGGACCUGCUUAAGUUCAAAUGGGGAGUUGGUCGUUUGAUGAUGGAAUCGACAAAUCCACCGAUAGUUGUUCCGUUGUGUUUUAAAGGUCCCGAAGAAAUAAUGCCGGAAAAAAGGGUAAAUAAUUGUUGGAUACCCGUCCUUGGAAAGGAGGUCGUAAUUACUUACGGAAAGCCUAUUGAUCUUAAUGAUACGCUGAAAAGUCAUUAUGAGAAACAGGCUGAAGAGAUUGUGACACGGAUCGCAAUCACCGACAGAAUUUUUCGUGCGAUAAGCGAACUGCAAAAAAAAGAUCAAACAUUCGAGAAUAAGGGUCCAUGA